Chara braunii is the source of this 4502-nucleotide messenger RNA. The record is from the annotation of a GenBank genome assembly. NCBI's taxonomy places the organism in Eukaryota, Viridiplantae, Streptophyta, Charophyceae, Charales, Characeae.
AGAGCGCGCGUCUGUGCAAGUGCCGGGAUAAGGGAAAGGUCUACUUCGGUGGGCAGCAAGUGGUGCGCUUGUGUCGUCAUAAGGUUGGGUGGGGCUUGGGGAAGGGGUGGGAGUCGAGGACGCGGAGGCGUGCUGUGAGCAGCGGGAGAGGGAGGGGUGGGUUGUUUCUGGGGAGAGGGAGGGGUGGGUCGUUUCUCGGGAGAAGGAGGGGUGGGUUGUUUCUCGGGAGAGGGAGGGGUGGAUUCGGACAGAAGAAGAGGAAUGUUCUGGCAGUAUACAGGUUGUUGACGUUUACGAUGGCAAGGAUCAAGGAGCUGGCAUCGCGGCCGUACAAUUCUUUCUGUGCCGAUUGCGGAGAGCCGAACCCGAAGUGGGUAUCAUCCAAUAUUGGCGUAUUUGUCUGUAUUCAGUGUUCAGGAGCGCAUCGUGGCUUGGGUGUGCACAUUUCCAAGGUGCUGUCAGUUACAUUAGAUGACUGGACGGAGGAGCAAGUUGAUACACUGGAGUCACUUGGUGGCAAUGAACAUUUGAACAGUCUCUGGGAAGCGAAUAUGUCUCCAGGUGUGGAGAAGCCCACAUCUGACACCCCAUCUGACAAGCGCAGAGACUUCAUCAGACGGAAGUAUGCGCUUCAAGAGUUCAAGGAAAGCAGAAAGAGCUCUCCGCGAAGUCCUAGAGUGCAAGGGACAACAGCUGGAUCACCUCCUUCUCCAUUUUCGAGGAUCAGAUCGUUCAGCCCCUUGUCCUGGUUUGGCAGCCACAAGCUUAGCUCCAAGACAUUUAGAACAGAAUCGACAGGUGCAUCCAUUGAGCAGAGUGCCAUGACUGUCUUCAUUGGCCUCCUGAAAGUUCAUGUAAUCAGAGGAAUCAACCUUGUCGCAAAAGAUGUGAAGUACAGUGAUCCAUAUGUUGUGGUCACACUAGGAAAGCAGACAGCAAAGACUUCAGUGAUUAAGAGAAACCUCAACCCUGUGUGGAAUGAGACACUCAUGCUGUCUAUUCCAGACCCAGAGGAAAAACUAAAGCUGUCUGUGUUUGACCGAGACCGCUUCACACAGGAUGACCCUAUGGGCCGAGCAAGUGUGGAUCUUUCGACAUUGGCAGCAGGAGCAGCGGCUCUUGAAAAGUGGAAGGAAUCCGAUCCAUCCGUUAGAGCUAGCAGAGGUCGGUGGGUCGGCAAGGUGAUAGACGGAGGAACUCGAGUGAUUGUGCGCAAUGGCUGCUUGGAUGUCGUGAAUGGUAAUGUGAGACAAUCUCUUGUACUACAGCUGGAGGAUGUGGAGAGGGGGGAGAUAGAAGUGCAGUUGGAAUGGAUGAACUUGGCUCAGUAAGCGGUCCUUGUGCUGUCCAUGAGAGGUACCACAGACGCCAUACCUGGUCGUGCAUCAACUAGUUGCUCGAUUUGUGAAUGGGCUUCAGGCAGGUCGUGCUAUGCUUAAUCCUGCAGUGACUUGUGCAUUUAAGGGAACCUCUGGUUGGUAGUGCAUCACCGAGUUGCUGGAUGUGUGAAUGGGCUUCAGGCAGGUCGUGCUACGCUUAAUCCUGCAGUGACCUGUGCAUUUAAGGGAACCUCUGGCUGGUAGUGCAUCACCGAGUUGCUGGAUGUGUGAAUGGGUUUCAGGCAGGUCGUGCUAUGCUUAAUCCUGCAGCAACCUGCGUAUUCAAGGGAUCAUUGGCGAAGGAACGUCGUGAAGAGGACAACAAACACACAAUGAUGUUGAUAGUGAUGCUGACGAUGAUGGUCAAGAUAUCGUGCCGGGGACUUCCUCUGGGAAGGGGAGAGCGUUUUCUUCUGCCAUGAUCCAGGACAAAAAACACAACCUUGGCGCUUUGCAUGGGAAAGGGAUAGUGUCACGCACGUUUCUGCCAUGAUUUUGGACAUUAUGCGUAUGAAAGGCAACAAGGGACACUAUGCGUACGAUUUCGGACAUAUAUCUUCUUCUGCUGUGCCUCGCCUCGCUUAGAUAAAGCCUGCUAUAGGUCAACUUGCUGUAGUGCAUGUCUGGUAAUGGCUGUGAGGGGUUCUGGCAUUCUUGUCACAUUGGUUACAACGACUGCGGAGAUUCUUAAGUGGGGCGUCUGGUCCAUGAAGCUGAGCAUACAUGUUAUUCUGCAAAGAAAGCAAGACUUAUGAAGGUAUGGGGAACUCUCAUGAGUAGGAUCGCAAGAUCGAUCCAUGCUACAUCAACAGGGAUAUGAUAUCUGCUCAUGGAGUACCAUGGUUUUCGUCUGGCAGCGCCGGGGGGUCAAUGCUCUGCGUUAGCUGUCUUCGGUGAUAGGCAAGCGACAUUGGCACGGUGCAAGAUGAUUUUGCAAGCAUGCGACAUCAGGUUUCCUGGCAGUUUGUUAUCAGGAGAAAGGUUAUUUGUGCUUGCAGCAAUUGAGGGUGUGGCAUUGUAGUCGGCAACAAGGCGGUGGUUUGGGGAUCUGGAGGGGAAUGUUUUUUAUUCAGAUCUUGACGGAGUAGGUGGCGGACGAGGUGGUUGAUGUGAUGACUAUGCAAGGUGGUAAUGUGAGCAUUAGGACGUGGACAUGUGUUUCGAAGUACGCCUGCAUGGGACUGAAGUAGCUGUGUACAUACUUGGCAUAGACCGGCUGAUGCAGUUGGAUGCCUGUAGAAAGGAAUGGAGAGAUUAGAUUUGAGGGGAUUUUUUUUUGUUUUUUUUUUGUUUUUUUAAUUUCUUUCUUUUCUUUUUCCUUGCAAUGAGGAAGUUAUUCAAGGCCGGCUUCAUGAAUGUACCAGGCAGAGAGGAGUGCCUGUGGAUUAUUUGGUAAAAGAAAAGCAGGGCUAGCCUGGACGUUGGGGGCUCGUAUUAGAGUCGGUCGUUGUGUUUGUGUUAAUUUGCUAACCAAUCGCUGUCCGACGUUGUGUUCGCGUUAAUUUGCUAAGCAGUCGCUUUCCGUCGUUGUGUUCGCGUUAAUUUGCUAAGCAGUCGCUUUCCGGUUAACGUCACUGGCUGAAUCGCCAUACAAGGGUACGUAUGCGAUCUUGCUAGGAUGCAAGCUGGGCACUUGUGACUUCCCCUGCUGGAGGGAAUGGGAUGAGUGAGGGUUCCUUCUACUUCCUCAGAAAUGUUAAGCAACCAUGUACUUCGUAUGUGAGCGGGGUUGUUGUGGCGGCGGAGGGGGCAGCAGAGAGUGAGUGGUCUUGGGGAGUGGGGUGGGCUGUAGGGAGGAUAAUGUUCUAUGUGUUUUUUGGGCAUGGGAAGGGGAGGAAGCUGGAGGAACUGUAUGAGGAUAUAAUAUACAAUACAACAAUGUGAUUGGCUGGUUGGUAGAGAACAGAAGCUGGGCAUGCUGUCACUGACGAUGAUGCAUUCGAGGAAGUCGCUUGACGUGUCUGAAGCAGAGUACUAUCAACGCGAGUUUCUGGAAGUCGCUUGACGUGACGUUGGUAUUCACGUCCUCCGCGCCUCUUCAAUAUCCACCUGCAAUGCAUUUUGGGCAGGCAGUUGACCAGCAUUUUUUUUUUUGAGGCAUGGAAUCAGCAUAAGGUUUUGGACCUAUGUGUUAUCGACUCUGAACUCAGAUUGGCUAUCGCUGAUUGCAAAGCUGAGCAGAGAUCACAUAUCAGAAACCUUGUCUGCGAAGGCGGCAGGGUGCCGCGGCACCCAUUGCUGUACAUUGCUGUGCUGCCGGAAAGACGGACAGAAAGUGCAUCUGCCACAGGUGGGAAUCUAGCUGCAGGGGCCAGCCAGAACAAAAGCUGUUACAACGGUGUUAAAGGUACAUUUUGUCAUUUUGUCCCUGGCUCUGCUUGUGUUAACUCCAUUUUGGCCUUCCCCCUCCCCUCUCCACCUUUUCGGUCAUUCUCCUUAGUCAAAUCGCCGCGGGCUUCGGAACCCAGUUUUAAAGUUGGUCCACCUUCACUCACUGGUUAUGUGAAGAGUCCGAGUAUCCUUGCAUGGGGAGGGAUCCUCCCAUGGCCAGCCCAGAAGACGGUCCCCUUUUGCGCUUUCCGUGUCUGGAUUACUGGGGAGUCGUGCGAGACCUGAUCCUGAAGGCCGUCCUGACGACGGAGGUAUGUAAUGAAUCCUAUGCAUCGUCCCGCCAACCCCUGCUGAAGGUCUGCUGGCGUGCUCCCAUGGUAUCUUUACCUUGGAAGGUGCACAGAUCGAUUCUCAACCCUGUCACUGUCCCCCUUUGCUGCCCAGAUAUCCCCAUGGCGCAUCUGGUCUUUUCACAGGGGACUAGCUUCCGCGAGGAGAGCGUUUCGCUUUUGGGAAUGGGAGUUUGAUGAAGACAGUGGAUGGGAGGACGACACUGUCGUUGUCGGAGACUGAAAUGGGUGUGCAGUGUUGGAACUCUGAUGGGUUUGGUUGUUCAAUGUGGCAGGGUGUUGAGCGCACUGAAAUGUAUAUAUAUAAUAGUUAUGUGACAAUAUAUAUAAUAGUGACCGGUUGGUCCUACCUAAAUUGCUGCUUGCCACAAGUCUGACUCAGUGUGUGGCAAUCGAAUUCUUAAAGAUGAUUCCGGUCUAUGAGUAAAACUGAUGUGCAGUA